Molecule: messenger RNA, 3663 nt
Organism: Juglans regia (Persian walnut)
Lineage: Eukaryota; Viridiplantae; Streptophyta; Magnoliopsida; Fagales; Juglandaceae
Product: receptor-like protein 14
Exons: 11
Coding region: 1-3663 (1220 amino acids)
Molecular function (GO): protein binding
Source: RefSeq, a predicted model, not a curated record
AUGAAGGCGUUGCUGUGGGUUUUAGUGAUUUUUAUUCAAAUUGGUGAGAACAAGGCCGGUUGCUUGAAGGAAGAGAGAAUUGGUCUGCUACACUUGAAGUCAUUUCUUAAAUCCAUCCCCUACACUAAUUCAGACCAUCUUCUUCCUUCAUGGGUUGACGACUCAAAGAGUACUGAGUGUUGUGACUGGGAGCGGGUCACGUGCAACUCCACCACUAGUCACAUCAUAGAAUUGUCCCUUGAGAAUUUAAAGCAAGAUCCUUACUAUCGUGAACAUAAGUACAAGAUCAAUGUGAGUUUCGGGGAUCGGUGGUUGCUAAACGUGUCUAUUUUGGAGCCUUUCAAGGAGUUAAGAAGUCUUGAUAUGUCCUUUAAUGCAAUUGGUGGCUGGAUACCAUACGAAGGAUUUGAAAAGCUUUCAAGCUUAAGGAAUCUGGAAAUUCUAAACCUUGGAUAUAACUUCUUUCAUGACAAUGGCAUUCUACAAUCUUUGGGUCAUGUGACUUCGCUCAAGACUUUAAAUCUUACUUCGAAUUUGUUGGAGGGUUACUUUCCAGCUCAAGAAUUAGUUGGGUUGAGAAACUUGAACAAGCUGGAUAUAAGUGGCAAUUCCUACAAUGAUAUCAUCCCAAGUCAAGGUUGGAAAAGCUUGUCAAGAUUAGAGAACUUGGAGAAAAUAGAUCUCAGUCACAAUGACCUCAAUGACGACCCUUUACAAUCUUUGGUUGCUGUCAAGUCCCUUAAGAAUUUGAAUCUUGCUUGGAAUCAAGUAACAGGAUCUUUUCUGGUUAAAGAUUGGAAACUUUUGUCAAGAUUGGAGAACUUGGAGAUAUUAGAUCUUAGUCACAAUUACCUCAACGAUAAUACCUUAAAAUCAUUGGUUCUGGUCAAAUCUCUUAAGAAUCUGAAUCUUGCCGGAAAUCAGUUGACUGGAACUUUUCCAACUAAAGGUUGGGAAAGCUUGUCAAGAUUGGAGAACUUGGAGAUAUUGGAUCUUAGUUUAAAUCUCAUCAGCGAUGGUAGCUUACCAUCAUUGGCUACAAUCAAGUCCCUUAAAUAUCUGAAUCUUGCUUCGAAUUACCUCAUGAAAUCCUUUCCAAUCAAAGUGCUAGCAAAUCUGAGCAACUUGGAGGUUCUUAUCUUGCAAUCUAAUCAACUUGGAGGAAAACUACCAAUCCAAGAUUUGGUCAAUUGUAGCCGGUUGGAGAUUUUAGAUGUCAGCAAAAACUUGUUCACAGGAAGUAUUUCUCCAUCUAUCGGGGAACUAAUUUCACUCAAGGUUCUAUCCUUAUCUUCCAAUGAACUCAAUGGCGCUUUACCUACUCGAGAAUUGUGCGCACUCAAGAAGCUUGAAGAGUUAGAUCUAUCUCAUAAUCAAUUUGAGGGGACUCUUCCUCUAUGCAUGAACAAUAUGACGUCUCUCAAAUUAUUAGAUAUUUCUGAGAAUCAAUUGAAUGGAAAUGUUUCUUCAUAUGUGAUAGCCAGCCCAAAAUCUCUCGAGUACAUUGAUUUUAGUUACAAUCAGUUUCAGGGUCGAUUCUCGAUCAAGUUAUUUGCCAAUCACUCUAAACUUGAGGUUAUUCGAUUCAUCAACCGAAACAAUAAACUUGAGAUAGAAACUGAGAAUUCCUUGGGUUGGGCACCUUUGUUUCAGUUAAAGGUUCUGGAACUGUCUAACUGUAGUUUGAACAAGCUCUCCGGCAAUGUUCCUGGAUUUCUCCUUGACCAACAUGAAUUGGAAGUUGUCGAUCUAUCCCGAAAUAAGUUGAAAGGAAGCAUCCCAAAUUGGUUGGUGGAAAACAAUACAAGAUUACAAAUUCUAGAUCUUCAAGAUAACUCUUUUGUGGGUCACUUACAUUGGCAAUUGUAUCACCAUAUGCAAAUUUCCUGGAUGGAUGUCUCAAAAAAUCAUUUGAAUGGAAAACUUCAAGAAGACAUUGGAAGGAUUUUUCCGAAUGCAAGGUAUCUAAAUCUUUUCCACAAUAAUCUUGAAGGUAGUCUUCCUUCAUCAAUUAAUGGCAUGAUUUAUUUGGAGGUAUUGGAUUUUUCCUUCAAUAAUUUCUCAGGCGAGGUCCCAAAAGAAUUUGUCACCAGCUGCACAUCAUUGCAAAUUAUGAACCUUGGUUAUAACAACCUUCAUGGUGAAAUCUUCUUAGAGCAAUUCAAGUCACCAUUCUUCGAGUUUCUGCAAUUGAAUGACAAUCAAUUCACUAGUAUUGCAUCGAUACUUAAUACAUCUUCCCUAUUGUACAUAGAUAUCAGCCAUAAUGAUAUUUCAGGUACAAUCCCCCGAUGGUUGGGAAACAUGACAAAUUUGUGGACUCUUGUCAUGGCUACUAACUUUUUUUACGACCAGAUUCCGUGCGAACUAAGUGCGCGCAGCACUAUAGACUUUUCUCAUAACUUAGUUUCGGGAUCGUUGCCUUCUUGCUUGAAUCUACCAAGUCUUGAGCACCUAUAUUUCCAAGGGAACAAACUCACAGGACCAAUACCAAAAGCUCUUUUCAAUUCCUCAUCUCUUUUGACAUUGGACAUUAGAGAUAACAAAUUUUCCGGCAGUAUCCCUGAUGAGAUUGGAGAACUUUACAACUUAAAAGUACUUUUGCUAGGUGGUAAUCAUUUCAGUGGUAUAAUUUCGGAUCAAUUAUGUUGGUUAAGGAUGAUAAGCAUUAUAGAUCUUUCCAAGAAUGCAUUUUCUGGGACAAUACCAAGAUGCUUUAGCAACAUAUAUUUUGGGAAGGUAACUACUGUUAAUUGUUCCUUUUUUCCAAGAAAGAUUGAUUUGGUCUGGUUAGGGCAAGGAGCUUACUCAUAUAAAAGGGUCCUACAGAAGCAUGUUGAACAUUAUGACUACAGAGAAUAUGUCGAUGCAGAAGUUAAGGUUGAGUUUGUAACAAAAUAUAGGUCCCUCUCUUAUGAGGGUUCUGUCCUUGCGUACAUGUCUGGAUUGGAUUUGUCAUGCAACAAGCUGACUGGUGGCAUUCCCCAAGAACUGGGAAAAAUAUCUUCAAUGCAUGCAAUAAACUUAUCUUACAAUCAAUUGACGGGUUCCAUUCCAAAAACAUUCUCAAAUUUGUCUCUCUUGGAAAGCUUAGAUCUCUCUCACAAUAGUUUGAGCGGAGAGAUUCCUUCAUUAUUGAUUGGUCUAACCUUUCUUGAGGUAUUCAAUGUCGCUUAUAACAACUUAUCAGGUAAAGUUCCAGACUUAAAAGCACAGUUCGGGACAUUUGAGAAAAGUAGCUAUGAAGGAAAUGUAUUUCUUUGUGGGCCACCAUUACAAAAAAGUUGUGCCAUAGUAGAUAUGCCAACUCCAACACAGUCUUCCAUUGUAAGUGGCAAUAAAUGGUAUGAAGCAAAUCCUGUGAUCUUCCUUACAAGUUUCUCGGCAAGUGGGGAGAAAAGUCGACCGGUGGUUUCAAGUGAUUUACAAAAGUACCAUUCGGUUACUUUUCAGACCGAAAUUACCAUUCUGGCCGAAAUACCAGAAUCUGGCUGGAGUGGUCCUAAACCAACUGGAAUGUGCUCAUCUAGGCUAGCACCUUUUGCUUUCCCAACAGGGUGCGAGCAUAUUCACGGUCUCGACUACGAGCUUUCUUUGCUCGCCUCAAGGGCGACCAAUUUCAAUGAGGUGAAGAGCACUUUUGCUCCCGCAAAGCUAGCCUAG